This is a messenger RNA of Orbicella faveolata, 3673 nucleotides long. Its product is annotated as glutamine-dependent NAD(+) synthetase-like. Lineage: Eukaryota; Metazoa; Cnidaria; Anthozoa; Scleractinia; Merulinidae. Gene Ontology annotation, molecular function: ATP binding; glutaminase activity; NAD+ synthase (glutamine-hydrolyzing) activity. Gene Ontology annotation, biological process: NAD+ biosynthetic process. The record is from RefSeq and is a predicted model, not a curated record. Gene Ontology annotation, cellular component: cytoplasm.
CACACGAAAUCCUCACGAGGGACUCCGGAAAUAUACGAUCGUAAAUCGAUAUGCAUUCGUAUCAUCUAAUUGAAUUUCGUACGAUUUGUGAAUGUGAUUUUGAAAGAUCAAAAUACUAGUAACAACACGUUUUCAGCCCCUAUAAAGGCUUAGCAAAUUGACAUGGGACGAAAAGUGACUCUGGCAGCAUGUAGCUUGAAUCAGUGGGCCUUGGAUUUUGAGGGCAACCUAAAACGAAUUCUUCAAAGCAUCAACAUUGCUCGAGCACAUGGGGCAAGUUAUAGGUUGGGGCCUGAGCUAGAAAUUCCCGGCUAUGGCUGCAACGACCAUUUCUUAGAGAGUGACACGUUAUUGCAUUCUCUUCAAGUGCUUGCCUUGUUGUUGAAGUCUCCAGUGACUAAAGAUAUUAUCUGUGAUGUCGGAAUGCCGAUUAUGCAUAGGAAUGUUCGUUAUAACUGCAGAGUUAUCUUUCUUAAUGGAAAGGUCCUUUUAAUCCGACCAAAGAUGAUGCUGGCUUGUGACGCUAACUACAGAGAGGGUAGAUGGUUUACAAGAUGGACUAAGACAAAGCAAACUGAGGAGUAUUUCCUUCCUCGCAUGAUAGCAGAAAUCACUGGUCAGGUGACUGUCCCAUUUGGAGAUGGCGUUAUCUCCACGCUAGAUACUUGUGUCGGCACAGAAAUCUGUGAAGAGCUUUUUAGUGUGAAUGGUCCUCACAUAACUAUGGCCCUUGAUGGUGUAGAGAUCAUCACUAAUGGAAGUGCAAGCCAUCAUCAGCUUAGAAAGUUAGACAAAAGAGUCAACCUGGUGAAGGAUGCUACAAGUAAGGGUGGGGGCAUUUACCUUUAUGCCAAUAUGCGAGGUUGUGACGGUGAGAGAGUUUACUACGAUGGAUGUUCAAUGAUUGCCGUUAAUGGUAACAUAGUAGCACAAGGCACACAGUUUUCAUUACAGGAAGUCGAAGUAGUGACAUCCACAGUUGAUUUGGAAGAGGUGCGAUCUCAUCGUGGUUCUACACCAACGUUUGGUGCAAGUGCAAUGGCGGUUGCGGAUAGCUAUCCCCGUAUCAAAGUGGACUUUGCACUGAGUCGCGAGGAUGAUAUCUCUGUCCCCUCAGCUGAGCCUAUAGAAGUUCAUUACCACACCCCAGAGGAGGAAAUAAGUCUUGGGCCAGCAUGUUGGUUGUGGGAUUAUCUUAGAAGAAGUGGUCAGGCUGGAUUUUUUCUGCCACUAAGUGGAGGAAUUACAAUCGAUACUGCUGUUACCGCUGUUCUCGGGAUCUUUACGGCCAUCACAGGUAAAAUCCCGAAGUUCAAGUUAUACGGCGGGACUCAUCGCGAAAAUCUGGCCAUGCAAAACGUACAGGCGCGUCUGCGCAUGGUCUUAGCGUAUUUAUUUGCUCAGCUGAUCAUGUGGGCACGCGGGCUUCCAGGUGGGCUGCUGGUUUUGGGAUCGGCAAACGUGGAUGAAAGUUUGUGCGGAUACCUGACCAAGUACGACUGCUCAAGCGCAGACAUCAAUCCGAUUGGCGGAAUAAGCAAGAAAGAUUUAAAAUCCUUCAUUUUCUACUGUGUGGAGAAAUUUAACUUUAGUUCACUGAUAAGAAUACUUGGUGCUCCUCCCACGGCCGAGUUAGAACCACUUGCCGAUGGACAAAUACAACAGACGGACGAGGAGGACAUGGGUAUGACCUAUGACGAACUUUCCAUGUUCGGUCGUCUUCGGAAGAUAUCCCGCUGCGGUCCGUACAGCAUGUUCUGCAAGCUCGUCCACACUUGGCGAAACACCUACACGCCCGUUAACGUGGCAGAAAAAGUCAAACGCUUCUUCCGUGCCUACUCAAUCAACCGACAUAAAAUGACGACCUUGACCCCAGCCUACCACGCCGAAAAUUAUUCUCCCGACGACAACCGAUUUGAUCUCCGACCGUUCUUGUACAACACUCAGUGGUCGUGGCAAAUGCGACUGAUUGACGAAGAAAUCCGACGACUUCAAGCGGCCGAGUCGCAAUUACGUCACCAGCAACCUCCCCAUCAUGUCAACAGUGACACCUCAUAUGGGAGUUCACAUGAUCAGCACAUGAGUAGUAACGAGGGCUUGACGUCCUCGUCCUUGCCGGUAAAGAGUGAACGGAGUGGGAACCAGGAGCAUCAAACAAGGCGGGAGAGAUUAGAGCGUACAUUGGAGACAUUGACAAAUCUCAACAGGGGAACGUCCAGGGCGCAGAAUAGGGGCACGCCUCCAUGUCCUGCGCUGAUCCGAAUCAAGUCGGAACCUGUUGAUCAAGAGGAAGGCUGUAAUUUUCACGUGCCAGCGGAGGAGCCGGGCAGCAGGCCCCGGAAAAGAAGCGAAGCCAAUAUGUCGGCUCACAUGGGGGUAGCCAGUGAAGGGGAGUUUGUAAGCGGGGAAAAGUACAUGCGAAUUAGGUCACGUUGAUAAUUGAUCACUCGGUUGGCGUAUUAUCAAGAAAGAUUGCCAGGGUCUUCUCGCCCACACAAGACUGAAAAGCCCUUGGGAUAAAAUGGCCGCGUUGCACUGUUAGGAGUGCUAAGCGUAUGAGUGUUUGACUAGUUAUUUAGUGGAGCGUAGAAAAGUCUGAAAAGUGUUAACUUUUUUUUUGUCGCACCCUCGGCUGUGUGAGAAGCAGCAUUGUUUAUUUCCUGGUACAAGUGGAGACUUGUUUCAGUUUGGCUUUUGUCUGAGCCCACAGCUCGUCAGAGGGGUUGCCACGCAACAUGCCUUGAUGACGUCAUACUGACGUAUCAUCAUUUCGAGAACUCGCAAUUGUUCGUGCGUGUUUUCAUUGGUUAGUAAUGUUCGGAAAUUGCUCGACUGCUUCUGCGGAGAUUUGCCGAAACCAACGACUGUGUCAAUAAGGAAUCCAAGGGUAUAUUAGCACACAAGUUUGGGAAUAAUAGUGUUGUCGACAUUCUGGUCUUACAAAAGGUCGGUCGCUCUCGAGCUAAAUGUACAGACCAAGAAAAAAGUUGUAGCGAAGGUUAUAGAAGUACACCUGAUUAUAGUCUUUCGAAUGUAACUUCCUAGAUGUCAUUUACAAAGUGUUGUAGUAAACUCAUGCUCUCGCUUGUCAGUUUUGAAGGUUAACUGAACAAUUUUUUGUUGUUGAGUAAGCCUAGCAUUGGAAAAUGGGGGAAGUCCGUCUGCUGUAGAAUUGAAUGUAAUGUUGUAUGCGCGUUUUCUAGUUCUUAAAUGUAACGAAUUUUCGUGUUGGAAAUGAAAUUAUUAUUACUACGAACGUUGUAUUAUAAAAUCUCGUUUUCAUAGACAUAUUUAUGAAAGAGAUAAAAUAAUGUUAAUUUUCUACAUUCAAAAUUUUGAAUCGGCGCGGUGGUUACUGAAUUCUGUCACCACAAAGGACAUUAUUGUGUAAACGAGGAAAUAAUAUUUGCUUUGCAAAGGAAAAUAACGUUACCUUGUAUUCAUCUUUGGUAUACUCUUGUUAUAUUUGUCAAAUGAGGUGGUACCACUUUACAAUUUCGAUAAGAAAAGAAAAUGAGCUUGUCAUUUCUUGCAUAUAGAAUGCAGCGCAUGAUUGUCUUAUUAAUGCUUUAUUUAACUGGAUAUUUAAGAAAAUGGCUUAACACUGAGUAUUAGUUACUAAGGUUACGUGAAAUUGAAUAUUAGUAAUAUAAUGAACGCAAUAUUUUUGCAA